CCCCACCUCUGCCGGCCCGCCCUCGGCUCCCCCACCGCGUCGAGGAGCGAUCCCGGGAACCCCACACUGGCGGGCACGGAGCGGGAGCCCCCCACCAGCUACAGCCGGGCGCCUCGAUGUGGGAGCAGAGCAGCUGCUUCCUGUGAAGGCUUGUCAGGCAGCGGGUUGGAGGCCUUGGGGCUGGAGGCAGCAGGGACUGGGAAAACCGGUUUGGGGCUAGAACAGGACCGGGGAACUACCUCUGCACAUCCUUCCUCCCCGGAACCUUUCUCCCAUCCCUUCUGCUCUUCUGCUCGCUCCGCAAUGGUUGUGAAGCCCUUCCUUAAGCCCCAGUGUGACCUUGGAGUCUUUCCCAGCUCCAGUCACCCUUCCUAUUUGGAUCUAGGGCCCAGUUCUCAGCCCUGCUUGGCUGUCAGGAUAUGGCCGUAAGUGAUCCAAUCCUGAGCCCACCUGCUGUUUUACCAGCUCCUGCCCCUCAGCUGUGGGAUUGAAGUAGUGGGCAGCGGAUUCGGGUACCUCUUCCUGGGCUUAGCAGCUCAGGACUUCAUUUUUCCUCAGCCCACUCUAGGUAUUUUAAAGAAGGGGAGUGACAGCCAAUCACUCUUCCUUCCUUCCUUCCCUGGCCUUGUUCCCCUACCCUCCUUCACCCUGCCCAGUAUUCUCCGCAUUCUGACCCCACCCCCAAGCUUUAGAGACCGUUGUGUCCUAUGUCCUGGGGAAUGGAAUUUCCUGGUCACUUCUCAUCAUCAUUGGUCAUUUCAUGCCAAGUCCCACACACACACUUUCCCUCCACCCAUUUCUGGCCAGGUCCCUGGAAAAGGAACAGACACGUCCUUGUUUCCUCCACUGCCCCUUUCCCUCUCUCUCCUCCUCCCCCUUUUCUCUCCUCUCCCCUCCCACCCUCCACUUCUGUCCACUGAGCUUUGAGCAGGGAGGUAUUGGGGAGAGUCCAGUCUCAGUACAGCCUGUCUAGUGGUGUUGGGGGUUUCCUCUGAUUCUUCAUUGUUUUCCUCCUCCCGCACCCCCCGCCUCCAACCCUGACCACCCGCCACCAUCACAGCCAACCCUGUGACUGACUUCCCCAUUGACCACAGCUCCCCUCUCUGUCCAACUGUGCUGUGACUUCCGGCCUGUACCUCCCCUCCAGUGGUGGGAAGGGAAGUAAGAGGAAACCCAGACUCCUGGGUCCUUCCCUCCUCAAGAAGCUGUAUCUCGUGUUUGUGUGAUCUCAUCUCAAGGCAGUUAAAAAAAUCCCCCUCCUUUCUUCGAUCAGUCUAGGGUGCCAGAUCCUCAGGGUUCCAGGCCUGGAGGGCAGGGAGUUUCGUAUUCACACUCAAGUGUAAUAUUCAUGAAACUGCCCCGUUUGGAAACUUCGAGGCCGCCUGUUCUAGGAUGGGGGCAGAUGUGUUUGCGGAUAGAGGAAACCUAGGUGUGCCCUAUCCUGGCUCGCAGGAAUGAAAGGUCUUCCUUGGACGCUAAUGCUAUUGGAAAGUUCCUUGUGUCUGGUUGGCUGAUGAUGCUUGGGGGUGGAAGUGGUGAGGGGGGAGGAGAGAACAGGUCACAGCGUAAAGGGAGGAGGGAGGGAGGCAAGCAGGCAGGCCCAGGGCCCUAUGAGCAGCAUGGCACGAUAGGACAUGUGAAGAGGGUGGGGAGGCUGGAAAAGAUUUCUCAUGGGGCAGCAGAUACCUGGCACAGGUACCUGCAACCUGUGCACAGAUGAGCCAUGCAAGGCACACACGGGGCUCUGGCCAUGCCACGAGUGUGCAAACAGGUGCCCACGCUGGCAGGCGUGCAAUGACACAGGACACAGAAACAGAGUGUGCACAACCUUCAGGAAGGAGCUCAAGGUCAAGUAAUAAAGGAACUGCUAAAUAUCUUUUGGGAGGGGCUGGAGCUUAGCGGAGGGAAAAGAGGCGGAACAAGGUCAGGGAAUGGAGAGGGAAGACAGCCCUAGCUGCUGCAAGUCUUCCCGGGGUCCCAGCUGCUACACUUAGUCACCUAGGCCCUAGUGGUCAAGGUCUGGAAGAAAAUGUUAGGUGUUCAGAGUCAGGUAAGGAAAGAGGGAGGGACCACAGGGUGGAGGCCUUGUUUGUGAGAACAGAAAACCACCAUUUCCUCUUCAAAGUCACUUAGUGUGCUCCUCCCCUCCUGCCCUAAACCCAGGAACAAAGGAGGUGGAGCUGGUAGCACCCCCAGACUGUGCUCAUUUCUGCUGUCCCUUGGUCCCCUCCCACCCCGUCACCCUAAAGGCUUACAGCCCCCUUCCGCUCCCUUGGUACCAGCAGCUACUGCUCCUUAACCCUUGGUGUCCUCCUCCUCUUCCUCCUGAGGGUCCAAGUGUGAGGUUCUUCUGUGUGGCGAAGGUUAGUGUUGGGUGCAGGACUAGGGCCUGUAGGGACGGCUAGAAUAUGGGCUCAUCCUUAGGCUUCUCAAGGAGGGGGUGGUUUCUCAUUAACCUGUCCUCUCUCUGCUUUCUGCUCAUUCAGGGUUCCACAGCUGAGGAAGACAUAGCCUUGGGCCCGCCCGCCCCGCCCUCUGGCCUUGGUCUGAGACACUGACCUUCACUGCUCAGCUCAGGGUUCCAGGGCCUCGCCUUUCUCUGGCCUGGUGCCCGUGCGGCCGAGUGCGCCCAGGGUGUUGUUAACACCUGAGGGAGUGAGCAGUGGACAGUCAGGGCGCCCGAGCAGGAGCCCUCUGGGGCCUCAGGCUGAGGAGUGAAACUGGAACCAGCGGGGAACAUGAGUGAAUUUUGGCACAAACUGGGCUGCUGUGUGGUAGAGAAACCCCAGCCGAAGAAGAAGAGGAGACGGAUCGACCGGACCAUGAUUGGGGAACCAAUGAAUUUUGUCCACCUGACUCACAUUGGCUCUGGGGAGAUGGGGGCUGGAGACGGACUUGCCAUGACAGGCGCAGUUCAGGAGCAGAUGAGAUCCAAGGGAAACCGAGACAGGCCAUGGAGCAAUUCUAGGGGCUUGUAGCCCCAACAGGGAUGGUUCUGCUGUCUGAAGCCUCCCUCUGUCCAGCCCAGAAGAAGUGCUGCCCCCACCAGAUCCCUCCUAGAACCAGUGCCCCCGGGGCCCCUUCUCCCCUCUCUGCCGGAUAGUGCCUCAAAAGGCUUGGGGGCUGGUCUCCCUUUACUCCCUCUGGCUGUAGCCCCUCCUGGAGAUGGGGUGAAGGCAGCAGGACUGACCAAGCGACUACUGGUUGGCCAGAGGGGCGCAGCUGAAGCCCUGGACACUCUCAGAUCUGACAUGGGCGUUUCUGGGAACCUGGAAUGAGUUCCCUGCUCCUGAAUGACGGUCUAGGUGCCACCUGUUUUUAAACUCUUAACCUGGAGCUCCUUAAGUGGCAGGUGGGAGAGGUUCCCAGAGCUGAGACUGGCUUUGCCGAGCAGCUCCUGCCUCCCUGCCCUCGCCUCCUCCCUCCCGGAAUGCACUGACGCCGAUGUCGGCAGGGGCUGGGAGGGUGACCACUGCCUGGGCGACUCUCUCUCCAUCUCAGACCUUAUGCUCACCGCUCAUCAGUAUCUCUCUGCCAGAACCAGCGUCUUUCUUUAGUUAGGCCUCUAUCCCUGUUUCUGUAGCAUUGCUAGCUCCCCAGCACCUUUCCCUUUUUUUAAAUUAAUUAAAGAUUUAACUUAA
This is a messenger RNA of Hipposideros armiger (great roundleaf bat), 3641 nucleotides long. It is a transcript of the gene CDC42SE1, whose product is annotated as CDC42 small effector 1. The record is from RefSeq and is a predicted model, not a curated record. Gene Ontology annotation, biological process: regulation of Rho protein signal transduction. Lineage: Eukaryota; Metazoa; Chordata; Mammalia; Chiroptera; Hipposideridae. The coding region runs from base 2739 to 2978 and encodes 79 amino acids. Gene Ontology annotation, cellular component: plasma membrane. Gene Ontology annotation, molecular function: small GTPase binding. The transcript is spliced from 5 exons.